GCAGUAAAAAGAGAGAGAAGCGUACAGAGGAAGUUAAAACAGGCCGUGAGGCCCAUAUAAGGCGCCUUUAUAUACAGGCCGAUAUGAAUCCAAGCAAUUAUAAUUUACAAUCCACUUUCCCAUUUUGGCGCGAUCUCUCCACCUUUCCCUCUCUAUUUCGCUAAUUUGAUUUGGGUGUAUCUUUGAUUCUUUGUGAUCAAACAAUAGAUUCCUAAGUCAAAAUCCCCAAAAUGGCCAAGAGUGAAGUCUCGGCCACCGGCGACAAUGCGUCUCCUUCCUCCUCACGGCCAUGGCAAUCCUAUCACACCGUUUAUACCAACGCCAAAGCCGGGAUGGAAGGGGUGGACAAGGAAAAAGUGCAGAGAAUAGUGUAUGAAAUGAGCAAAGGGUCAAAGUAUUUUGAGAACGAGGAGCGCAAGGAGGGUUAUAUGAAGCAGAAAAUUGAAAACAUGCGUGUCCAGUGUUUAAAACUCACUAAACCUGAUAUAUCUCAUUACCAGGAGCUUGCUGAAAAAAGGAUAUUAGAGCUGGAAGCCACGCGAGAUUUGUCAAGGAUUUGGAUACAUGUAGAUAUGGAUGCAUUCUAUGCAGCUGUUGAAACUUUGAGUAAUCCUUCAUUACAAGGCAAGCCGAUGGCGGUUGGCACCUUGUCAAUGCUUUCCACUGCUAAUUAUGAGGCUCGGAAAUUUGGGGUUCGGGCUGCCAUGCCUGGCUUUAUUGCUCGUAAAUUAUGUCCAGAGCUGAUAUUUGUACCUACUGACUUCAAGAAGUAUAAUCAUUACAGUGGAUUGACAAGAAAAAGUCAGUUGCUUUGCUUACAGGGCCAAUUUUUUUUUUUUUUUUUGGUCUCAUUUUUAUUUGCUUAUAUUUGGUAUAAAAUUUCUCUAACAGUCUUCCAGAAAUAUGAUCCUAAUUUUUUGGCAACGAGUUUGGAUGAGGCAUACCUGGAUAUAACAAGGAUUUGCAAAGAACGGGGAGUUACAGGUGCGGAGGUAGCUGAAGAGCUCAGAGAAAGUGUUUACAAUGAGACUGGCCUCACAUGUAGUGCAGGAGUGGCUCCAAAUCGCUUACUCGCUAAGGUUUGUUCAGAUAUCAACAAACCUAACGGACAGUUUGUUUUACCUAAUGAUCGCAUGGCUAUCAUGGCAUUUAUUUCUACACUUCCUAUUAGGAAGAUUGGUGGCAUUGGUAAAGUUACUGAAAACAUUUUAAAGGAUGUUUUUGGAAUAACAACAUGCGAGGAAAUGUUGCAGAAAAGUAGUUUUCUGUGUGCACUAUUUUCCCGUUCCUCAGCAGACUUUUUUUUGUGUGUCGGUCUAGGACUUGGUGGGACAGAUACACCUGAAACAAAGAUGCGAAAGAGUAUGAGUAAUGAGAGGACAUUUUCAGCCACUGGUGAUGAGACGUUGCUUUAUAAAAAGUUAGAGGAGCUUGCAGAGAUGCUCUCUGCCGAGAUGGAACAAGAAGGCCUUUGUGGGCGGACAUUGACACUAAAAUUGAAAACUGCAUCUUUUGAGGUACGGACCCGAGCAUUGACUUUGCCUAAUUACAUCUCCUCAAGUGAGGAUAUCUUGAAGCACGCUUCAAAGCUGCUGAAGGCUGAAUUCCCUGUAUCUUUGAGACUCAUGGGGCUUCGUAUUUCCCAGUUUAUGGAAGAAAAUGUUGGUCCUUCUGAUCCUACGCAAAGAACACUUUCCAAGUUCAUUGUUCAAGGAGACGCUUCUGGGAAAAAUGCAGAUGAGUGUUUGCCUUUGGGCUCAGAUGUUAGCGAUAACGCCUUCACCCACGACACACAUACUGAUUUUCCUACCAACAGCGGUGAAACAAUAUCGUGGGAUCUUAGAGCCCCUACCGACAACCAACAAAUAUCAGAUCCUAAUGACAGAUGCUGUAUAUAUAGUGAAGAAUUGGAGAAAUGCCCCGAGCCUCAAAAUGAUGAACUUGAAAUCAAUGUAUGCAAAUCAAAUGAAGAGGGGAUACCCUUUUCAGGACAGUUGGAGGGGAUCAGUCUAGAUAAACCGAAGAGCGGUGCAUAUGAUAAAACAGGAUCAUGCUCAGAUCAUAAAGAUCUCGUUCUUUGGUUGGACGACUACAAAUGCUCUCUAUGUGGAACCGAACUGCCUCCAAGUUUUGUCGAGGAAAGACAGGAGCACUCCGACUUCCAUCUUGCUGAACGGCUGCAAGACGAGGAAUCAAAAGACCACCAUAGAUGGCCGACACUAAAGCAAAGGUCUGUUCAGAACAGCGAUACACAGAAUCGCGGUAGGCAGAGAAAGAAGAAGAAAUUAUGUCCAACACCCACUAAAUGCACUCCCAUUGAUAGCUUCUUUGUGAAGACAAGUCAGAAUUUCUAACAUCAAAACUCCAUUGCAGUGUUCAAAGCUGUGGGACAAAAUGAAUUGGUUUGCAGACUGCUUGGCUUAGUUGUCCUUCCCUCUCUUGUAUAUAACAAUCAAUUAGUUGAAUGUUAGUAUUUUAUGUAAAAAAUUUAUUAAAAAAAAGUGUAUUCCUACAUUUGAUUUUUUAGAAUCAUAAUUUAAACAAAUAAAUUAUUCCAA
Molecule: messenger RNA, 2558 nt
Organism: Ipomoea triloba (trilobed morning glory)
Lineage: Eukaryota; Viridiplantae; Streptophyta; Magnoliopsida; Solanales; Convolvulaceae
Product: DNA polymerase kappa
Exons: 13
Coding region: 231-2354 (707 amino acids)
Biological process (GO): error-prone translesion synthesis
Cellular component (GO): nucleus
Molecular function (GO): DNA-directed DNA polymerase activity; damaged DNA binding
Source: RefSeq, a predicted model, not a curated record